Messenger RNA from Lolium perenne, 1080 nucleotides. The record is from RefSeq and is a predicted model, not a curated record. NCBI's taxonomy places the organism in Eukaryota, Viridiplantae, Streptophyta, Magnoliopsida, Poales, Poaceae.
AUGGGGCGACGUGGCGCAACGACAUUGGCUGCUAGGGAGAUCAUGCGGAUCGCCCCUAGAAGGGCCGUGGCCGUCAGAUCGUAUGCGAUCUGGACGGUCCAGAUGGCCUGGGGACUUAACGGGCGGCGCCCGGCCGGAAUUUCGCCGGCGGCGGUCUGGGCGGGCGCGCGGCGGCGGUCUAGGCGGGCGGCGUUCGGGGCGGAGCGCGGCGGCGGUCUGGGCGUUCGGGCGGGGCGCGCGGCAACGGUCCGGGUGGGCGCGGCGGCGGUCCGGGCCGUGGCCGUCGAUCAGAUUAUCUCGCGCGGCGACGCGCGCGCGGGAAAGAAGAAGAGGAGGAGGCGGCGGCCGACGGCGCGGCGACGCACGGCGAGGGUGGCGGUCGGCGGUGUCGACGGUCGGCGCACUUCAACCUCCCUUCGUUUUCCCAACCCCAGGGCGCAACCCUCCCUCCUCCCUCGCGCGUCCUGCGCCGCCGCCACCGCUUGGAGUCUUGGAGAGUGGAGCCCCUCCUCUCCAGCCCUCGAUGGCGACCUCUCCUGCGCCAACCUCCUCCCGCCGUUCCCUGUCCUUCGAAACGCCAGAUGCCGCCUCCGCGACGUGACACCGCCGCCGCCCCGGAGCCCCAUGCUUUCCAAGAUCUGCCUCUUGUUGGUGGCCGCCAGCAGCCCCUUCAGGGAGCCCCACGACUCGGCAUCGUCCCUCGGGACACCCCAUGGCGAUGACGGUCAGCCGGCCGCGGUGGCGGACGGGAGCCACAGGGACGACGCUCUUCCCGGCGCUGUGCUCUGCUCCCACCAGCCACUCACCUUCCUCGGCCUGCACCGCACCGGCACUUGGGGUAACCAUUCAUAGGCUGGUCAAAUCAUGUCAAGUUCAUUUGUCUGCAGACUUUUCAGGUUAUAUUGUUGCUCAACCAUUUAUAGAUUUAGUGUCUCUUGGAAGUGUCCUCUUUCUUGCAUACGGUUGACACUACUAUCAAUAGCAAAUAACAUUAGGCAUUGCCAUGUGGUAUAGAAAAAUGAAACAACUGAGGUUAAUCUUCUUUCUGUUCUAGAUACAUCCAAUCAAAACCUUCAGGCU